AUGGCAGCUUCAUUGGAAGACGAAUUUGAGGAUGCGCCUGAUGUGGAGCCGUUAGAACCAACUCUAAAAAAUAUUAUCGAGCAGAAAUCUUUGAAAUGGAUAUUUGUAGGUGGAAAGGGUGGUGUUGGUAAAACGACAUGUAGCUGUAGUUUGGCUGUCCAGCUGGCUGCGGUCAGGGAGAGCGUCCUCAUCAUCUCCACGGAUCCUGCGCACAACAUCUCGGAUGCUUUUGACCAGAAGUUCUCAAAGGUGCCUACCAAGGUCAAGGGCUAUGACAACCUCUUUGCAAUGGAGAUUGACCCAAGCCUGGGUGUGGCAGAGCUGCCCGAUGAGUUCUUCGAGGAGGACAACAUGCUCAGCAUGGGCAAGAAGAUGAUGCAGGAGGCCAUGAGUGCCUUUCCUGGCAUCGAUGAGGCCAUGAGCUACGCAGAGGUCAUGAGGUUAGUGAAAGGAAUGAACUUCUCAGUGGUGGUCUUUGACACUGCCCCCACUGGCCACACACUGCGGCUGCUUAACUUCCCCACCAUUGUGGAGCGUGGACUGGGCCGCCUCAUGCAGAUUAAGAACCAGAUCAGCCCUUUCAUCUCCCAGAUGUGUAACAUGCUUGGUCUGGGUGACAUGAACGCAGACCAGCUUGCCUCUAAGCUCGAAGAGACCCUGCCGGUCAUCCGCUCAGUCAGUGAGCAGUUCAAAGACCCUGAGCAGACCACCUUCAUCUGUGUGUGUAUCGCUGAGUUCCUCUCCCUUUAUGAGACAGAGCGGCUGAUCCAGGAGCUUGCCAAGUGCCGCAUCGACACGCACAACAUCAUCGUCAACCAACUUGUUUUCCCUGACGCAGAGAGGCCGUGUAAAAUGUGUGAAGCCCGCCAUAAAAUUCAGUCCAAGUAUUUAGACCAGAUGGAGGACCUUUAUGAAGAUUUCCACAUAGUCAAGUUACCGCUGCUGCCUCAUGAAGUUCGAGGUGCUGACAAGGUCAACACGUUCUCUAAGCAACUUCUGGAACCCUACAAACCCCCAAACAAGUGAUCUCCCUCCCUGCAGGACUUCCCCCCCCCGCCCUCGUACAGACCACACCUCUAUCUACAGUCUGAACUCACCUCUUCUGAGCCCCCCCCCCCUCCCGCAACCAGCCUCAGACCCCACAGUUACAGCCUCAAGACGAUCCACUCAGUCCUCAGCCCGUCAUCCAAAGCAGAGCACUUCUACGGCAAGACACACGCUCUUAAUGAAGGGGAGCUGAUGAAAUCACAAACGCGCACACACACACACCAAUCUGCCACAAGAGAAACAGUUUUCAUGCUGUGGCUGAAUGGUUUGUGUGUAUGUACAUAUAUAUAUGCGUGUGUGUGUGUGUGUGUGUGUUUGUGUGUGCGCACACACAUAGAUGCGCACACACACACACACACAAACCAUUCAUCGACAACAUUAAAACCUUUAAUUGAGUUUAAUGUUUAAUGUCUGUGUGCUGUUCCUACUUAAAGCAUUUAACCCCACCAGUGUCCAGCCUGAGUUGUGAAAAACAAAUGUUUCCAGUGACGAUGCUGUGUAUUCCAUAUUUCAGAUGGUUGAAGUUAUGCCCUGUUUAUUCUGUGUGGUUUGGUGGCUGUGUCUGUUCUCCAGUUUGACUUUUGACUAAAAUUUCAUUUCUCACACAUUGGGGAAUUUCCAUCCAAAUUUCUACAGAUUCAGGGUGUGACGGCAGGGCAGUGAAAAAAGACACUUUUAAAAAAAAUCAAAAAAGAAUAUGGUCUGUGGUCUUGAGUAAUUUUCAUUCUAGACCAAGACCCCCCCCUGUUGUUAGAAUAAAGAAAACCGAAGCAGUCUAAAGUGUGUCUUACCAUUUGUCAAAUCCUUAGACCUCAUCUCUCCAAGUGAUUAUGGUGUAAAUGCAGUUACCUAAUGUCCAUGAGAUUUUGAAUCAAGUCAGACUGGGAUCUUUAUAUCCUCUAUGACAGUGGUUCUCAAACUGGGUGGCGGGCCCCCCUGGGGAGGGCAUAGAGCCUCUGCAAGGGUGGCCUGGAUGACCAGGGGCAAAAUAUGGAGUGAAACUAAUUUGAAUGAAUAUGAUUAAUGUAGGGAAAAUUAAACAAAAAGAGUUUGCAGAUGCUAUCAUGCUAGUCUUUAUUUCACUGGGGGGGGGGGCACGCCAGAGGAAGUCUGAGAACCACCGCUCUGUGGCUAUGUUAUUGUUUGAAUUGGAAAAGUCUUAAUGGCCUCUUAAAUAUUUUAGGCCACUGUGGUUGCUUCAGGUGGUACGUGCAUGGAGACAGCAACAGUUUUGAGAUUUUAAGGCAAAAUAUGUAAUGAGACUCUUCAUGUUUGAGUGGCUGGAAGCAAAACAAGUUUAUUAUUGACACUGCUGAACCCCCCCCCCCCCAGUACAAGUUCCCAUACAGUGCUCAUUAAACUCAACCAAUGCUCUUCUCUGUCCAACAUUUUGUGUCCAUCCUGUUUCCUGAGAACUAUAUGGGAACACUAUUGAGAGACAUUAGUAGCCUUAUUUAGUGCAUUGUUACUGACAAAAUAUAUUGAAUGUUGCUUGAUCCAAUGUUGAACCAAUGAAUGGUGAGUAAAGCAUCCUUGUCCUGGUCAUUAAAGACUGGACUCUGAUUGGCUGACCUGAUGCCUGCUUUCCUACGUUUCCCAGCAGAAAGAAAUAGUAGACCGGUUAACACAUCACCAAGCAAAAGCAUAAUUUCUCCUCUCUGUUACUUAAGGCUUUUGAGUCCACGAGAAGCAGUUUCAGUACAUUUUCUUUAAAUCAUGUUGCAAGUGUCAAUUAAAACAAACUUGCCUCAGCUCA
This is a messenger RNA of Xiphias gladius (swordfish), 2803 nucleotides long. RefSeq names its product guided entry of tail-anchored proteins factor 3, ATPase (gene get3). The transcript is spliced from 7 exons. Gene Ontology annotation, biological process: post-translational protein targeting to endoplasmic reticulum membrane. Gene Ontology annotation, cellular component: GET complex. NCBI's taxonomy places the organism in Eukaryota, Metazoa, Chordata, Actinopteri, Istiophoriformes, Xiphiidae. The coding region runs from base 1 to 1026 and encodes 341 amino acids. Gene Ontology annotation, molecular function: ATP binding; ATP hydrolysis activity. The record is from RefSeq and is a predicted model, not a curated record.